AUGGGGGAAAAGCGAAAGCGAAAGCGAAAGCGAAAGCGAAAGCGAAAGCUUCCAAUCAGUAAGCAGCAGGAUCGGCUGGGCAGUGACGGCCUCCAUCCCAAUUUGCCGUGGAACGGGGGGAAGAAGAAGAAGAAGAAGAAGAAGAAGAAGAAGAAGAAAUACGGAGUAGAUACUAGACUAAUGGAAAAGAAGGAAUCAAUCGGCCGCAAAGGUGGGUGGGUGGGUGAAAGCGCUUGGGGGAUUAGCUCACGCCGGGAUCGCCCCCAGAACUCCCCGGAAGGCUAUGCAGCUUCCAUCCAUCCAUCUAUGUAUUACGGAGUAUCCGUGCCGGAAAGAUGGAAGGCGGCUGCUGCUGCUGCUGCUCAAAUGUCAAUAAAUGGAUGUUACAUGAACGAACAGCAUGGUUGGACAAUGGACUGA
This is a messenger RNA of Aspergillus heteromorphus CBS 117.55, 420 nucleotides long. RefSeq lists its product as uncharacterized. The record is from RefSeq and is a predicted model, not a curated record. The transcript is spliced from 4 exons. The coding region runs from base 1 to 420 and encodes 139 amino acids. Lineage: Eukaryota; Fungi; Ascomycota; Eurotiomycetes; Eurotiales; Aspergillaceae.